ACAGCAAUUUCUUUUGCAUUGCUUUCUUCUAUUUGCUCUAAUUCUAUGGCUCCGGUGCGUGUUCCUUUUAUUUUGAAAUCAGGAAGUACUUGUUUUGCAGGGUAUCCACGUCCUAUGCAGAGCGAUGUCCGGCAUGCUAGUGGGAAUGAUUAUGACACGGAAACGUUAACGUCGGUCAGACGCUCGGUGGUUUAGCGCCUGCUCGUGCUAAUGCUAACGCUAACAUGGAGCAGAAGGUUCUGCAGUACGAAAGCUUCAUCAACGACGUGCUGAAGAGAGAUUUACAGAAGGUGUUGGAGCAGAGAGAUUCAGUCUAUGACAAGAUCUCUCAGUACCUGCAGCUGAAGAGCACCAUCCAGAGUCUGCAGGAGUCGGGCUCUCAGCAGCUGAAGACAGAUGUGGAUCUGGGCUGUAACUUCUACGUCCAGGCUGAAGUUGAGGACUCGUCCAGGAUCUUUGUAGCAGUCGGUUUCGGUUUCUUCGUGGAGAUGAACCACGACGAAGCUCUGCGAUUCAUCGACAAGAAGACAAGUCAGCUCACAGCCUUCACGGAGCAGCUGACCAAAGACUCGGCUAAGAUUAAAGCCAACAUCCGCAUGGUGCUGGAGGGUCUGCGGGAGCUGCAGGGACUGACAGAACUGCCAGAGAGCAGAAGAAGAGAAGUCGCCCUGUCUUUCCCACAUGUUGGACAACCAGAGGACAGUUCGGUUCAAUGAUGUCUUUACAAUAUGGACAUUUAAUAGAACGGGGCUAACAGAAUGAAGCUCCACUCACCGUGUCUGUAGUUAUUACUGACACUGUGAGGAACAGAUUGAAACUGAGCUGAAGGCUGAUUUGUUUUCCUUUUGUGGUGGCAUGUCCCUUUAUUGAAGUCCUCCUCUUCUUCAGAGUCCCGGAUGAGACUGGAAACGGGGAAACUGUUAGCGUAACUUCAGUGAAACUAUGUGCAAGCUGUGGAGGUUGACAUGGCUUCAUGCAGGCUGUGAUAUUUGAGCGGUUCCCAACCUUUUUGUUCAUCAAAAUAACACUUGUUGAAGCAGUUGUGAGAAUUUGAGUUCAGUUGGCCUUUAGUGUGGUUUCACUUUUAAUUUGCUCUGUAGAUGUGGACAGAACUGUU
Molecule: messenger RNA, 1117 nt
Organism: Scatophagus argus
Lineage: Eukaryota; Metazoa; Chordata; Actinopteri; Scatophagidae
Gene: uxt
Product: ubiquitously-expressed, prefoldin-like chaperone
Exons: 6
Coding region: 225-716 (163 amino acids)
Biological process (GO): negative regulation of transcription by RNA polymerase II
Molecular function (GO): transcription corepressor activity
Source: RefSeq, a predicted model, not a curated record